Rhipicephalus microplus (southern cattle tick) is the source of this 559-nucleotide messenger RNA. RefSeq lists its product as uncharacterized. NCBI's taxonomy places the organism in Eukaryota, Metazoa, Arthropoda, Arachnida, Ixodida, Ixodidae. The record is from RefSeq and is a predicted model, not a curated record.
AUGGGACGCUACUGUCUUCUGGUCUCCGCCUGCAUUCUGCUGGCCGCUUCUACAUUCGUCCGGGCGCAAAGAGACACGGACUUCUACUUCGGCACCAGGGUGCGCUGCCACACGUGCGACGCCGACUUCACCAUCGAGAAGUUCUCGGUGGACCACCCCUGCCUGGUUGGACAGCGGGAGAGGGACGUGGCCUACUGUAGCGUCAACUCAAACUUCUGUAAGGUGGCCAUGUCACUUCAGGUGGAGGUGACGCGCCUCAACGGCGUGCUGGUGACGUACUCGCGGCGGUGUGCCGACAAAUGCUCCCCGAAUUGCUACGAGAAGGGCUUCGGCAUGCUCAGGGAGCAGUGCACCUAUUGCUGCCGCCGCAACCCCGCCUGCGGGGAGAAGCGCAAGCCCUGACGCCCGCCGCACGGCGCACGCACGGCCGCCACCACAGGUAUACGUACAGGCAGAGAACGCAUACUGGCCAUUCCUUUCACAGCGAAUGCUGCGCGCCAUCCAUCGGAGAAGCCACCAAGUGAUUACGUACGAUUUUAAAAGAGCAUUUUCAACGUCC